Molecule: messenger RNA, 4570 nt
Organism: Anarrhichthys ocellatus (wolf-eel)
Lineage: Eukaryota; Metazoa; Chordata; Actinopteri; Perciformes; Anarhichadidae
Product: CUGBP Elav-like family member 2
Exons: 13
Coding region: 941-2611 (556 amino acids)
Molecular function (GO): RNA binding
Source: RefSeq, a predicted model, not a curated record
GCUCUUCCCUCCAGUUUCAACUUAAGCGGUCAAUACAGCUCUUAAUGGGACAGUGUUCUUACUCGCUUUGCACUUAUUCACAUUAUAAUAUAGCUCUGGACGUAGCAACACUUUGAGGCAAUUUGAAUCAUGGAUUUUUGUUACUUGAGUAACAUAAAUGCAUGAUAUAUAGACUUGUUUUUGCAGGAAGUCUUUGUUGGAGUGUGUAGAAAGGCCAAAGAUUGUAUAUUUCCCUUCAGCCAUUUCUUAAGCUGAAGAGACAACGCACAGCUGCGGGGGGCAUGCGGGUUGAUGAAUGUUAAGGAGAAACUGUCAAAGGGAGUUGAUUUUGUGCCUUCGUGUUUUUGAAAGCAGUGACACAAUUCCAGUUUUCCAAGUGAGCUUUACCGUUUCUCACGACGAGGUUUCACCGAAGGCCCCUCAGCAAAAUGGCGUCAGAGUGCUCCAGUUAUCAAACUGGAUAAAUGGUGUCACCCACCAGUGCUGUGGCCUCAGCACACGUAGCCUUCGACGCGUUGCGAAGCAUCUCUCUGACUCGGCCCAUUGUGCUGUAGAGGCACGGUGAAUAGUGUUCUCCAGCAUGGGGAGAACAAUAUGUGAUUGUUCCCCCUGCUGUGGUGAAGAAGCUGUAGGUUACUCUCUGUACCAUCGCCAACGCGCCUGAGGAGGAGAUGUACCGCACAAUCUCUGUCUGCUAACCAGCGAGUCUUGUAGGUUUAGAGCUCUGCGGUGCUGUUUUCCUUUUAGCUGUCGGAGCCGGUGGGAGAGGGGGGGGGGGCACUCACCCCUUUUUGGUGGAGAGGGGCUUUUGUUUUACUGGAGUGCUUUUCUACGGUUUUAUAUGAAUGCAUUGAUGGCCUCCGGGUGGAAAAACAACUAUUCAUACUGAGGUGUGGAGCUGGAUAUCAGAAGAACAAGAGCUGAAGUGUGAUUCGUCAGCAUGUCAUUUAGGUCCCUCAAGGAGUUUGGUGUUUCUGCAGAACGACUGGGCUCAAUUUGUAAGAGAUGGAUGGCUCGCGUCCAAAGCAACGGCAACGGCAGCAAGAUGAACGGGUCGCUGGAGCAAUUGGACCAGCCGGACCCAGACUCCAUCAAGAUGUUUGUGGGCCAGAUCCCGCGGGCCUGGUCAGAAACAGAACUCAAAGAGCUAUUUGAGCCCUUCGGAGCUGUGCACCAGAUCAACAUCCUCCGUGAUCGCACCCAGAAUCCACCCCAGAGCAAAGGAUGCUGUUUUGUUACUUUUUAUACAAGAAAAGCUGCGCUGGAGGCCCAGAAUGCACUGCACAACAUAAAGACUUUAAGUGGGAUGCAUCAUCCUAUCCAGAUGAAACCCGCUGACAGUGAGAAAACAAGUGCGGUAGAAGACAGAAAACUCUUCAUCGGAAUGAUUUCAAAGAAAUACGGCGAGAACGAGAUCAGGAUGAUGUUCUUGUCUUUCGGACAAAUGGAAGAGUGCCGAAUCCUCCGGGGCCCAGACGGUCAGAGCCGAGGCUGUGCAUUUGUCACAUUUUCUACCAGGGCAACGGCAACGAAUGCAAUCAAAACCAUGCAUCACUCUCAGACUAUGGAGGGCUGUUCCUCACCUCUGGUGGUGAAGUUCGCCGACACACAGCGAGAUAAGGAGCAGAGGCGCCUGCAGCAGCAGCUCGUGCAGCAGAUUCAGCAGCUCAACAGCGCCUCCACCUGGGGAAACCUGGCCGGCCUGGGGACCCUCUCACCGCAGUACCUGGCAUUGCUCCAGCAGGCCACAUCCACCAGUAACCAAGGCAGCUUCAACAACAUGCAGAGGCUAGGUGCAGGUGUGAACCCCCUUCAGCUGCAGAACUUGGCCACAUUAGCUGCUGCUGCGGCUGCAGCCCAGAGUUCUGGCAGCUCGACCUCUACCAGUGCUCUGUCUGCAAACAGCGCAGCCCUGGGAGCCCUGGCUAGUCCAAUGGGUUCAUCAGCGACCAGCAGUGCCAUGAACACCUUGGCAUCUCUGGGCACCCUGCAGGGUCUCACUGGCUCUUCUAUGGGCCUCAACCUCAACGCUCUUACCAACAGUGUUAGUGGUAUGGCGGGUAUGUCUGGUAUGUCUGGUAUGUCUGGUAUGUCUGGUAUGUCGGGUAUGUCGGGUAUGUCGGGUAUGUCGGGUAUGGCAGGUAUGGCAGGUAUGGCAGGUAUGGGGGCCAUGAAUGGAGGCCUGGGAGCCUCCAUGGCCAACGGGUCAGCAGCCAGCUCCAUGGACGCUCUGACCCAGGCCUACUCAGGGAUGCAGCAGUACACAGCCUCCGCCCUGCCCUCCCUCUACGGCCAGUCUCUGCUGCAGCAGAGCAUCGCUGGAGGGCAGAAGGAAGUAGGGCCAGAGGGCGCCAACCUGUUCAUCUACCACCUGCCCCAGGAGUUCGGCGACCAGGAUCUUCUGCAGAUGUUUAUGCCUUUUGGAAACGUGGUCUCUGCCAAAGUCUUCAUUGACAAACAGACCAAUCUGAGCAAGUGCUUUGGGUUCGUCAGCUAUGACAAUCCCGUGUCUGCCCAAGCUGCUAUCCAGGCCAUGAAUGGUUUCCAGAUCGGCAUGAAGAGGCUGAAGGUUCAGCUGAAGCGCUCCAAGAACGACAGCAAACCCUACUGAUCCUAGCCCCGGGGCCUCCCCCUCCCCCCCACCCCACCCCCCCGCCCCAGCUCUAAUGCUAACACUGCUAGGGUAAGUUCACCCUCCAGCCAGAGACUCGGUGGGGCCAAGGGGGCAAGGAGCCCACCACUGGAGGGAGACUCACUCUAUUCCUAAAAAAAAAAAAAUGGUUGCAAUGAUCUUUCCGCGUUUUACUGUACUCCAUUCCUGCGGUUUUAUCAUGUAAUUUGAGUCGGCUUAAAUAUUUUAAUGUAUAUGAUUAUUUAUGACUUAUCACUGGAGUCGGUGUUCGCUGCAGGUACUUUGUGUCACUGUAAUUAGUGGAGAGCGUCAGGUGUGUUUCCAUGCCAUUUCAUUGCCUUCAGGUCAAGCUCGACAGGUUGCCUAAGGAUCAGUAGUUGUGUUGAAGGGCUGAAGCCAGAGCUUCAACCUGUGUUUGGCUUUUUACAUGCAGUCCGUCUCCUUCCUUUCUCCAUUCUUAAUGUGAACGUCUUCUCCCCCCACCCCCACUCUCUCUCUCUGUCAUUAUCUAAGUCAUGUUGAGCUAGGCUACCUCUCUUUGCUCUAUUAACAACCUCUUCCAGUCAUUCCAUCCAUCCUCCAGGUCUCCCACUAAGGGGGGGGACUGGCUUUGGAUGGAUCUCUUUGGGUGCCAAGUAGACAGUUAGUGCAUGUCGGAGUCUCUGCCAUACUGGUGUCACUUCCUUAAAUCUGUGUAUUGUUUUUGUCGGGAAGGGGGCGGGGGGGUUGUUUACUGCACUGUCCUUACUGUAUGUGGUGAUUGGCAUUGUUUUUGUUGGUUUUUGUGCCUCAUGGCUAAACGAUUCUUGUGCUGUGCCCCUAACUUUCUCUCCUCUUUGUCUUCUCUCUCUCUCUCUCUCUCUCCCUCCCUCUCUCUGUCGCUCUUCCUUUUGUGUUUUUGUUCCUUUUUUAGAACAAAUCUCCAUGCCUGUUUGCUCAUCAUUAGCCCUAGCAUGUCUUCAUGAUGUUGAAAGCCAAGCCAAACUCCUGGCCUCAUCAUCCCACCAUUGUCUGUGAUGUCUCUCUAAGCUCGCCUGACCAAUACCUGGCCACCCACUGACCCUUGACCUUAGCUCAACCUGAUUUCUCUGCAUGUAUAUUCAUUUUGUUCGGUUUUUUUCUGUAUAGAUAUGUGACAAAUGGGAGAGAGGUCAAGCAAAUCAAUGUGAAAACUUACCUGCGUUGAAUUCAUUUAAAGAGACUUUUGUUUUGUUUUUUUUGCGACCGUUUUAAAAACCUGUGGGAUUUUUAAUUUAGCUUUGUUUUUUUUUCUUUUUACCUCUCUCAGUAAAGUUCACUUGAAAGUUGAAUACAGGGAUUGGCACACAGCUGUGCUAUUUGGUGCCAUUAGCAAUAUGUUGGCUUCUUAAAAAAACAAAAGAAAAGCUACAGACCACUUUCCAACACUUUUGAAAGUCUGACAUUAAACCCCUCAGUGCUCUGUAAUGGUCUCUACAUUUUGCGGGCAGUGUGAUGAUUUGCACCAAGGCUAUUUAAAAAAAAAAAAAAAAAAAAAAAUUUUUAAUUAAAAAAAAAAAAAUAUCCAGUGUAUUUACCUUUUCUUUUGAACUAUUGAUGGCACAAUAAAAGGUACAUUUGCUCUGUUUAGAGAAAUGGCUACCUACAUGAGUCAACUUUUUUAGAACUGAUUCACAAAUAGACAAUCUGUGGUUUAAAUGCACACUUAGAUUACCUAUAUUUUAUACCAUUGAAUCUAUAGAAGUUUAACUAACAGAACCCAGGCAAAACUUUGGGUUUUUUGUAGAUUAUGUUGUAAUGUCAUCUGUGUCGGGGGGGUCUUCAGUGUAUUACAUUUUUAAAGAGGACUAAAAAUCAGUUUGAUCAGCGUGACCGUUUGAGGUCAUUUCUAGUAAAUUAAAAACACUUUAAGUAAAAAAGAUCCUCUACAUUAAUUGUAAUUUCAACUUCUAGGGGGGG